ACUGGGUCCUAGGUGACUUUGAGGCUGAUCCGAGCUGGCCCUCUCCCUGCAAACUCGGCUAGUCUGCGAAGUGGCAGGACGUUCCCUCUCUGGCGAUUAUGGGGAGCUUGCGUGGCCUGUGCCUGGCGGCGGGAAACUGCCUGAGAUUGUGUGAAAGAGAAGUUUUCCCCUCUCUUCAGCUAGCCAGAAAAGGAGAUUUGAAGAUGAUGAAAGGAUUUUGUACAAAACCACAGGAAAAUUCAAAACCCUCAUCUAAAGAUUUUUAUAAACCUAGAGUGCCAUUACAUAAGCCCACUCCCUGGGAAAAGAAGUUAAUCGUCUGGUCAGGCCGUUUCAAAAAAGAAGAAGAAAUCCCAGAGACAAUCUCAUUUGAGUUGCUUGAUGCUGCCAAGAACAGGGUCCGGGUCAAGGUCAGCUACAUCAUGAUUGCCCUAACUAUAGUAGGAUGCAUAGUUAUGAUUUUUCAGGGAAAACAGGCUGCCAAAAGACAUGAGACCUUGACAAGCCUGAACUUAGAAAGGAAAGCUCGUUUGAGAAGGGAAGCGGAAGAAGCCCUGGAGUCCAAAACUGAUUAGAAUUACAGAUAUGAAGUGGUUAGAUGGGUAUUUAAAACUCAGCAAGAACAGUGUGGUAGGCCAAUGCCUAGUGUGGGAAAACUAUUUGCAUAAAAGAAUGACUUUUACCAGUGCCCCUUUGCUGUGUUUUGUAGCAUUAUCAAUAAAUUAUCUCAACAGAACAGCUUGUCAUUUUUCACAGGUGAUCAGAGUUUGAACCAAACCCUAGCUCUUGGUCAUUUGAAAAACAAAGACAAUAAAAGUGAUGUGAUUUAGGUCAAAUACCCAUUGUUCAUAAUGCUAAACUGAUUUAUUUCUACAUUGCUAAAGGUUUUGUUUGAGAGCACAGGUACUAUUUUUCUUUCACAUACCAUAAAAAUACUUUAUUACAGUUUUUAAUGAAAAAUCUAGGUGGCCCACUCUGUGUUUAUGUACCAAUUUUCUAAGUACUCAGCAACACAGACCAGAAAGAGCUAGAUGAGAACCAGCUAAGGGUUCUGUCAUAAAAGUAAUGAUGAAAAUAUUUCACCACUCGCUUGGCUUUUCUGGACAGUCAAAAAAGUAGUAGUUAGGCAUGCAACCUAAGCACAGGGAGUGCUAUCUGCCUUGUACCCAAGCUGCUUGAGGAUUCUAGAAGUUACAGAGUGGUAGGGAAUAGGUCUUCAGGAAAGGCAGGAUCAUACCUAUGUGGUGAUGUGAUACUAGAAUUUGCAAAGACCUGGUUGUCAGUGACCAAUUCUGAAUUAACAUCAUCCUUCAGAGAGUCUGCCACAGAGGCAGCUAUGUGUACCUUCAUUUUCCUAUGAUUAUCACUAGGUAAGAGCUCUGUUACUUCCUGAGUAUAGAAGGAUAUAGCUAGUGAAUAAACCCCAAGGAAAGAAUGGCUGAAACCAAGUCUUCUCUCCAUGCAUGAGUAGCAGCUUAUUUCCCACUACUCUGUAACUUGUAGGACCAUCAAACAACUGAGGAACAGUCAUGUACCACUUCUAGGACUUACGUUAUGUACCUGACAUUUAUCUGUUUCCUUGUGCAAAAAAUCAUUUGUGAUUUGUGACUUUAUGAUUUAAAUAAAUGGUUUAACAUAA
Antechinus flavipes (yellow-footed antechinus) is the source of this 1639-nucleotide messenger RNA. RefSeq names its product family with sequence similarity 162 member A (gene FAM162A). Lineage: Eukaryota; Metazoa; Chordata; Mammalia; Dasyuromorphia; Dasyuridae. The transcript is spliced from 5 exons. Bases 99 to 575 code for a protein of 158 amino acids. Gene Ontology annotation, biological process: neuron apoptotic process; cellular response to hypoxia; positive regulation of release of cytochrome c from mitochondria. The record is from RefSeq and is a predicted model, not a curated record. Gene Ontology annotation, cellular component: mitochondrion.